CGUCCACCUCCAUGAGGAUGCUGGAGCGCGCUCAGACGGACGGAGGCGAGCGCAUCGGGCCGCCUGAAACCACCCAUAUUUUACAUUGUCACUUUUCUAAACUUGCAAGAACUAUGCAUGGGAGUCGAUGCUGAAUAUACCUGCGCGGACUUCUUCUGUAUGCCGCCGUUCCUCCUACUCGUCAGCUGCAUCAGCUGUUGCUUUGGGACAAGUGAAGGCGACUCCCACUCUACGGGCAUCGGAUACGGGCAUCACACCACAAUGCGUCCUCUGUCUCCCUGACUCCUCCUAACACAGCGGAUGCUGACUGCCUCAUUAAUAUUUAAUCAGCACCUGGUAUCACAGCAGCAGCAACUCGUCUCUUCUGAUGGAGAAAGCACACGCACAACAAGUACAGCCUCAGCUGUCUGGAUCAGAAAGUCCUGCAGAAGACAUCUCCAACCUCACGGACGAGGAGCUGCUCCAAUGGACCAAAGAGGAGCUGGUGCGGCGACUCCGGGCGUCUGAAGCCGAUAAAAUAAGCGUUAUUGUGGAUCACAGCAAUCUGAUUCGGGAAGUAAACCGCAGCCUACAGCUGCAUCUGAACGAGAUCCGGGGGCUGAAGGAAGUAAACCAGAAGUUGCAAGAUGACAAUCGGGAACUGCGAGACUUGUGCUGCUUCCUGGACGAUGACAGGCAGAGGGGCAAACGAGUGUCAUGUGAAUGGCAGCGUUUGGGCCGUUUCAGUGCCAGCGUCAUGCGUAAGGAGGUGGCACUGUACCUCCAGAAGCUGACCGAACUAGAGCGCAGGCAAGAGGAAGUGAUUCGGGAGAACCUGGAACUUCGGGAGCUUUGUGUGCUGAUGGACGAGGAGAAGGGAGGCAUCGGAGGAGGCCACAGUGGGACAGGUUCUGCUGGGUGUCGGAAUUCCAUUGACAGCCAGAGUGGGCUCCUGGUACCUGGCUUGAUGCGGGACAUUGGUGAUGGAAGCAGCACGUCUAGUGCAGGAAGUGCUGACAGCUCUGAGCAUCCACAAAAUAAGCCGGCACCAUCUAGUGGAGGAACUGGGAGUAGCAGCCCGGAUCUCCACAAGUCUCGUCCUGGGAAAGAAGGCAGAGGAGAUCGUGGGGAGAUCUCCAGCCCUGACCCUCCUGUCCGACACAGAAGCACCAGCCUGGAGUACCCCUUUGUACUACCCCAACCCUGCCGGCCUCGCUGUGGCUCCAUAUCUGUGCCUGAUCAUCGGCUGAUUAGAGGGCUGAGUCCAGAAAAGUACAGCAGGUCGCUGGGCCACCGGAGCCCCGAGACUCACCCAAAGCACCAUCUGGCUCCAGGGCAGGCAAUGAGUCCAGAGCUCUAUAUCCGGAGGCACAGGGGCAGCUUAGGAAGUGGGCCUGGAAGCCCAGAGCCUAGGCAGGUGCUGCUAGGAGCGUCUGAGCUCCAUCUUGAAAAAAGUAAGCUUGGUGGAGGUAGUCCUGAGAUGCUGAGGCACCAGUACAGCAUGAGUCCAGAGCAUGGGAAGUUUGGCAAACCUGGUAGAGAGAUGUCACCACGGAGACUGGCAGGAGACGAGCUUUUGCCACACCAUCGGAGCAUCUACAAUGGCGUGAAUGCUUUGAUAUCAGCAGGCUGCUGCAGCAACAACUGCAGGAAUGUGAAGAUCUGGGACAGUUUUGAUGGGUCCUCUUGACGUAUUUGCUUGGACGGUCAGCGGUGACACAGGGGCCCUAAGGGCCCAUCUCUCACCAGUCAAUUCUUUCAUCUCGUACGCCGGGCCGAGCAGUCAGGGCCCCAUUUCUGAUACAGGAGGUUUUCUCUGCAGUUCUGUUCUGGUGUAAGAAGACGCUCACACAAACCACAGAAACAAACAUACCCAUAUACGCAUACACAGAGCUAUGAGUAUCUAAAUGUUCACUGUGGUUUACAGAGGCUUAAAAGUAAUGCAUUUGGGUAAUCAAACACUAGAACCAUCCCUUCUUUAUAUCUGUGUCUCUGUAUUCCUCUAUCUCUCUGUGUCAUUCUAAGUAGAAAUAGGACACAUGAAACAAGAUGCUGUGGCUUUCUGAAGGUGCUUACCUGCCCUUGAUGUUUAUUUAUGCAGUUCAUUUUCCACAAAAGCUAUCUAUAAUACAGUAUGUGACCAAAAUCACUGGCAUUAAUAUGGAGUUACACAAGAUGCACAAUUAUCUAGAAUUUCAUUGCAUAGAAUUAAAUGGGCAAACCCAUUAAAUAAAAGGGUGUUCACAUACAAGUGGCCAUGUUGUGGAACUCAAUAUUCAUUUUUCAUCCAGACUUCUACAAAGACAUAUCAGUAUCAUGUUUGCUAGGUUUUUAAUAUGUUGGAUCAUUCUUUACAUGACUGAUGCCAGUGUGUGUCUGCUUUAUGGACAUCAAUGAAUACAAAACGGACUAUGUACAUGUUGUCAGUGACUGAACAACCUCAUCAGUGUCUUGCACUGAUUCUGUGUGUGUAUGUAUGUGUGUUUAUUGGCUUUAUUAUUAUUCCCUCCCUUCAAGCUCCUAUAUAAGCUGAU
Molecule: messenger RNA, 2513 nt
Organism: Xyrauchen texanus (razorback sucker)
Lineage: Eukaryota; Metazoa; Chordata; Actinopteri; Cypriniformes; Catostomidae
Product: coiled-coil domain-containing protein 85A-like
Exons: 4
Coding region: 368-1669 (433 amino acids)
Source: RefSeq, a predicted model, not a curated record